AUGAUUUCUAUAGCAGAUGCACUGUCCAAGAUACGUGAAAUAAUAAGUGAAAAUAAAAAUAAAAUUAUUUUUGAAACAGUGCAGCUAAAUGAUGCUUAUGGUAGAAUAUUGUACGAGAAUGUGGAAUCUACUUAUAAUUUGCCACCAUUUAAUAUUUCCACUAAACACGGAUACGCAGUACGAGUAAUUGAUGGAAAAGGUUUUAGGAAAGUGCUGCAGCAGGACAAGAAAAAUAUGUUCUCUUCGAUGUCGCUUGAACCUGGGACAUGCGUGUGGGUAAAUAGCGGAGAUCCUAUUCCCGAUGAAGCAACAGCGGUUGUACAAGUGAAGGAUGUAAAUCAAAUAAAAAAAUCUAAAGACAGUCAUAAUACAUAUGUUGACAUAUUAAUUAAACCACAAUUCAACGAAAAUAUUAAACCUGUUGGUUACGAAUUAAUGAAAGGAAAAACUGUCGCAACUCCGUAUACGCGUAUUGGCCCAUUGGAGAUUGGACUUUUAACAGCUUCUGGUCGCAAAGAAGUCAUAGUCAUUAAAAAUAUACCUAUAGGUGUGUUAUCUAUAGGAAAUAAUUUAAAGGAACCUGGAGAAAUUUUAACAUCAGGAUUUGUUUACGAUAUUAACCGAAUUACUCUAAUUACAUUACUUAAAGAGCAGGGUUACAAUUCAUUGGAUUUCGGAAUCGUGAAUAAUAUGAUGGCAUCUAUAAAAAAUAAAAUUGAUGAAGCUUUAAAGAAAGUAGAUAUACUUGUGACAACAGGCUCGACUAAUAACAGAGAUUUAAUGAAACCUAUUUUGGAGGAAUAUUACAAAGCAGACAUACAUUUCGGAAACGUAAAUAUCAAACCGGGGAAGUCAACGAUAUUUGCAACGUGCGAGAUUGAUAACACAAAGAAAUAUUUCUGGUGUCUAUCAGGAAACCCAGUAUCCGCUUUAAUUACCGCGCGAAUAUUUCUUUUGUCCUUUUUGAACGAGAUGUACUUCAACUUCUACACGGAAUAUGCUAUAGUACCAGCUUCUAUGGAAUCUGAGUACGUCUUGCAUAGUCGUUCUAGAGCGACAUGGACAAUUUUGAGAUGGAUCCCGGAAAGAAACUGCGCAUUAGUUCAUUGCAAGGGAAAUGCCAUCAGUGAUAAGUUGAUUAGUGCCUUAGAAGCUAAUGCAAUCUUAAUACUACCAAAAAAAGAAGAUGGAAAAGUAGCACUUAAAUCAUUUACACAAGCCUUACUUAUCAAAAUUCCCAACCUCUGUAGCAAUUAUUUCACAGAUCUUAAUAAAGUUUGA
Messenger RNA from Trachymyrmex septentrionalis, 1281 nucleotides. Its product is annotated as gephyrin-like. Gene Ontology annotation, molecular function: molybdopterin molybdotransferase activity. Gene Ontology annotation, biological process: molybdenum incorporation into molybdenum-molybdopterin complex; postsynaptic neurotransmitter receptor diffusion trapping; Mo-molybdopterin cofactor biosynthetic process. The coding region runs from base 1 to 1281 and encodes 426 amino acids. NCBI's taxonomy places the organism in Eukaryota, Metazoa, Arthropoda, Insecta, Hymenoptera, Formicidae. The record is from RefSeq and is a predicted model, not a curated record. Gene Ontology annotation, cellular component: cytoplasm; postsynaptic specialization; cytosol. The transcript is spliced from 7 exons.